Capsella rubella is the source of this 1026-nucleotide messenger RNA. Its product is annotated as probable cysteine-rich repeat secretory protein 6. The transcript has 3 exons. NCBI's taxonomy places the organism in Eukaryota, Viridiplantae, Streptophyta, Magnoliopsida, Brassicales, Brassicaceae. The record is from RefSeq and is a predicted model, not a curated record. The coding region runs from base 1 to 828 and encodes 275 amino acids.
AUGACAAGAAUCAUUAAACACUUUGUUGUUUCUCUGUUUUGCUUCUUCUUAUUCUUUCUUGGAGCCAUGUCUCAGCCUUCUCAAAAUCUAACCGAUUGCAACAAAGAACUCGACGCUUAUCAAACGAACCGCAACACCGUCCUCUCCACUCUUCGCAACCGUUCCUCCCUCGGAAGCUAUUAUGCCAACGCCACGGCCGGUCUUAGACCAAACACAGUCUAUGGCAUGUCCCUAUGCAUAGGGAACAUAAGCAGAACAUCUUGUUCAGACUGUGUCCACUCCGCUACGUUGGGAAUUGGUGACACCUGCGAAACUCAUGACAGUGCUUUCAUGUUCUCUGGCGACUGUAUGGUUCGUUACUCGGACGUUUCGUUCUUCUCGCUCGUAGAGGAAUCACCUAACUCCGCUAGUUACUCUUCGAUCAACUCUUCUGAUUAUCCGAAAUUUUUCAACAAAACACUUCCUGGAAAAAUAAACGAGCUUGUCCUCAGAGUAUCCUCGUCUUCUUCGUCACAUGUUCCAUAUUUUGUGGAAGAUCAACAACAUGUAACUCAAUUGGAGGGUUCGUAUGAUUUAGAGGCAAUGGCUCAGUGUAGUCCUGAUCUUGAUCCAAGAAACUGCACCGUGUGCUUGGGACUUGUAGUCCAAAAAUUCUCAGAGUGUUGCAGCCAUUCUCGUUGGGCUCGUAUCUUAUUUCCUAAAUGUCUCCUCACGUAUAACAUCUCUGCUUUGCAACCGAACGUAACGAGUCAUGGCGUUAGAAAAGGAGAUGAUAUAUUUGGGAGAACGUUUAUUGCAAUCAUGAUAGCUUUACUAAUGAUUUUAUGACCAAAUCUAGUGAUGUAAUUAAGGAAGGAAAAUACUUGGGAGAAUUUUAAUUACGGCCAUGACAACUUCGGCUUUAGCACUAGUCGGUCUAUGAUAUCGAAUUUUAAAACGUAUGGUAUAAGUUCUUAUAAUUUAAUGCAAGUAAUUACAUUUAUAAUCACUUGUAAAUGGUAUGUAUUCAACAUUAUGAAAACAUAA